Tarenaya hassleriana is the source of this 2907-nucleotide messenger RNA. Its product is annotated as putative pentatricopeptide repeat-containing protein At5g37570. The transcript has 6 exons. The coding region runs from base 48 to 2081 and encodes 677 amino acids. The record is from RefSeq and is a predicted model, not a curated record. Gene Ontology annotation, biological process: RNA modification. Gene Ontology annotation, molecular function: RNA binding; protein binding. NCBI's taxonomy places the organism in Eukaryota, Viridiplantae, Streptophyta, Magnoliopsida, Brassicales, Cleomaceae.
UUCAGUUCAGUUCUAUCGGAUGCUUGCAGUUUUCGAUAAUAUCGGACAUGGUCAGGUCAUGUGUGAUACGUACACUCCUCAAGGAGAGUCGAUUCCCACGAACAAGAGACACUCUGCAGCUAAGAUCUUUAGCCACCCUGAUGUUGUGGCCGAGGAGACAUGGUAUGGUAUUGAGCAGGAGUGCACCUUGCUUCAGAAAUUUUUUUUUUCCCGGAUCGAAGAACAGCAAUCAGAAAAAUAACGCAGUGGAAACCAUAUCGAAACCUAAAACUUCCAUUGUCUGUGAUUUUUACCGAAGAGGGUCAAAAGUGGUAGAAGCGAGAAGUUCACGGACAGGACUCAUAUAUAUGGUAAAAUCUGUCGGAGGUUUUUUGUUCUCAAAAGGGUUCUUCUUCAGCAUUCCAAGCGCGCCGAUGAUCCUCCGGUCAUCAUCGUCGUCAUCAUCAUCUUCAUCUCUUCCGUCGCCGCCGUCAAUCGUAACCCUCCUCAAGCGAUGCAAAACCGAAUCUCAGCUUCAACAAGUUCAUACCCGAAUCAUCCGCAAAGGUCUCGAGCAAGACCGUUAUCUCAUUUCUAUGUUACUCUCCUCGUCUUCGUCUCCUUCGUAUUCUUCUUCUGUCUUCGAUCGAAUUUCUCAGCCCUGUACGCUUCUAUGGAACUGUCUGAUUGGCGGGUACGCUCAAAGGUCUCUCUUUUUGGAGUCUCUGUCGCUUUUCAUGCGUAUGAGGAGGGAAGGUGUUGCGGAAGCUGAUGACUACACUUUCUCUAAGGUAUUGAAGGUGUGUUCGAGCCUGGAACAUGCCCCCUUUGGCUCGGCGGUUCACGGGUUGAUUCUGAGACUUGGGUUUGAUAAGGAUGUGUAUAUCGCGUCGAGUUUGGUUGAUUUAUACGGCAAAUGCAGCGACAUUCUGAGCGCUCGCAAGGUGUUUGGGGAAAUGCCCGACAGAAAUGUGGUUUCUUGGACUGCAUUGCUUGUAGCGUAUGUGAAAGUUGGGAACUUGGAAGAAGCAAAGAAGGUGUUUGAUCUUAUGCCUCACCGGAAUGCGAGAUCAUGGAAUGCCUUGAUAGAUGGGUUGGCAAAAGCCGGGGACUUGGUGAAUGCUAGGAAAGUUUUCGAUAAAAUGCCUGAGAGAGACAUAAAGUCUUAUACAUCCAUGAUUGAUGGGUAUGCUAAGAAAGGUGAUAUGGCUUCUGCGACGGUUUUGUUCGAGCAAGCAGGGGAUGUUGAUAUUGUGGCGUGGUCAGCAUUAAUAUCGGGAUAUGUUCAGAAUGGUCAGCCUAGUGAGGCCAUGAAGAUUUAUCUCAGAAUGCGCGACCUUAACAUUGUGCCUGAUGAGUUUAUCAUUACAAGUGUGAUGGCAGCUUGUUCUCAGCUGGGCAGUUUAGAGUUGUGUCAAUCUCUGAAUUCUUAUUUGUGCCAAAGCUCUGUCAAAUUGUCUAGUCAGCAGCACGUUAUGGCGGCUUGGAUAGACAUGAAUGCAAAAUGUGGUGACUUGGAUAGAGCGCUCAAAUUGUUCGAGAAGAUGCCUAGACGGGAUCUUAUUUCAUACUGUUCAAUGAUGCAAGGAUUGAAUAUACAUGGACGUGGAGAUCUAGCUGUUCAGUUGUUCGAAAAAAUGAUAAACGAGGGUAUAAUUCCUGACAAAGCUGCAUUCACGGUGAUUUUGACUGCGUGUAGCCAUGCCGGGCUUGUUGAUGAGGGUUUAAGGUAUUUCGGGUUAAUUCAAAACGAAUAUUCGAUCGCUGCAUCACCUGAUCAUUAUGCCUGCGUUGUGGAUCUUCUUGGACGGUCGGGGAAGCUCCAAGAGGCUUAUGAGCUUAUAAUGGCCAUGCCUGUGGAACCUCAUGCUUGUGUUUGGGGGGCUCUUCUCAAUGCUUGUAAUCUACAUUGCAAUAAUGAGAUAGGAGAAAUAGCUGCAAACAGGCUCAUUGAGCUUGAACCACAAAAUGCCGGUAAUUUUGUGCUUCUCUCGAAUAUCUGGGCAACUUCAGGACGGUGGCCUGAUGUCGCUCAACUUAGGGACAGAAUGAAAGAGACUGGCAUUAAAAAGAUAUGUGGUUGCAGUUGGAUAAGUCGAUAGGCCCUGUAUGACUGAUCUUUCAAGCAAAUCAGCAAGUUGCAGUAUUUCGUUGCUUUGAGGGUUUCUACGAUAACCAGGAAGAAAGCACAAGGAGAAAACGGACAGAAGGGUGACUGAAAUACCCAUGGAAAGGGAAAAGCUUCCAUCGAAAGAUGUUUUGCAGAACAGUUUCGUGCAGAGGAUCACCACUCAAGGAGCUUCCAUUCCAUCACCGAGCGUGUUGUCGGGUUCUCGGUGGAAUUCGCUUGUAAUUAUGGAUUGGAAUGUGAUGGGUUCUUGGAGGAGUUUUUGAAGAUCCUAUUUGUUGGUGCCACACUGCCACUGCAACCAACAGGAACGCUAGGUUCAGGGCAUGCCAGAUGAUCUCUGAGGCAAAAGGUUCUUCUUCUUCUUCUUCUUCUGCUGCUGCUGCUGCUGCUGAAGCUCUGCAGAUAUGGAUGACUUGCAAGAUAGAUUCCUUCCUGCAACUGUUUCUGAUUAUGUUUACGUAUAGUUAGAAGAUCUCAUAUAGAUGCUGGUGAGUGAAAAAGUCAAAUAAUUUUCUCCCACAUAAAUUGUAAUUUUGUUAAUUAAGGAGUGUAUAUCCUUUAGCAGCAGGGCUUGGACCGUCACUUUGCUAAACAUUCAGUGAAGGCUGCAACUUCAUUCCGCGACUAAGUCUUGUCUUGAGUGCAUUGCCGCUUCCAAGGGGUACAUUUUAUAUCAUCUUCCCCCUUUAUUAUUUUGUUUCCAGUACUGAUGGCAUUACCUUAUGGCAUUUUUGUUCGUUUAUUUUGGUUCACUAUUUAAAAUUUGAUAUGAUGUGUGAUGAUAAUCUAUAUAUAUA